Molecule: messenger RNA, 14436 nt
Organism: Liolophura sinensis
Lineage: Eukaryota; Metazoa; Mollusca; Polyplacophora; Chitonida; Chitonidae
Product: cadherin-related tumor suppressor-like
Exons: 20
Coding region: 137-12616 (4159 amino acids)
Biological process (GO): homophilic cell-cell adhesion
Cellular component (GO): plasma membrane
Molecular function (GO): calcium ion binding
Source: RefSeq, a predicted model, not a curated record
CAGGGAGUGCCAGCGGUCAGUAAUGUCCCAGUGCCAUGCAGGAGCUGUUUUAUGACGGUGGAAGCUCAUGACGGUGGCACCCCAUCCUUAACCGGAAGGGCCUACAUCAGCGUUAACCUCAUUGACGAAAACGAUCAUGAACCUAACAUUUCGUUCACUUCACACCCCUGACGACACAAAAUCAUACUCAGCAGUAAACGAGAAUGUGGAAGUUUCUCAUUUGGUGGCCAUCGUCAGUGUUCUUGAUGCUGACCAAGGCUUAAAUGGACAGACUACGCUGCGUAUCAUUCGAGGAAACGAACAGGGACAUUUCAAACUGCUAAAGCGAGGCAGCUUUAACUUAAUUCAGGUGGCAGGGAGGCUGGAUAGAGAACGAACAAGUGUUUACAAUCUCACAUUGCUUGCCACAGAUAAAGGAUCUCCACCAAAAAGUUCCACUGCUUACCUUAUUAUUUAUGUCAAUGACGUGAAUGACCAUGCACCUGAAUUCAGAGAGGCCAGUUACAAACAGACUCUUGGGGAAUUAGUCCAGGAGGGAAGUUUUGUAGCCAGCGUGCUUGCCACAGAUCUGGACAGUGGUGUAAAUGCAGAUGUUACUUAUACAAUACUGUCUGGUGAUGCCAAUGGGUGGUUCAAAAUCGACAGCUCAACCGGAUUGGUCACCACAGCAAAGCGCCUGGACUACGAAACUGCCUCAAGUUUGACACUCAAUAUCUCUGCAGAAGACGGAGCCAUCUCCCCUCACAGAAAUUUCACGACGCUGACCGUUACCAUUGUGGAUGAAAACGACAUGAUUCCCACUUUCAGCGAAUCGGUCAUCAACGUGAACAUUACUGAAGGUACACGUUCCCCAUUUCAUGUCGCUACACCUGUCGCUCAUGACAAUGAUCAAGGUAAUAACGGGACUGUGAGAUAUUACCUGCAUCAAAGUGUGAAGGACAAAUAUCCUGGAGCUUUUCGGCUUGUCGAUGGAACAUCACGCAUUGAAACUCAAAUAACUUUGGACAGAGAAAAGGUGUCUCAUUACACAUUGUUUCUGAUAGCCCAAGACCAAGGUACACCACCAUUGUCUUCCACUGCCACGAUUCGUAUCAGGAUUCUAGACGUUAAUGACAACUCACCUGUAUUUUAUCCUGAGCAAUAUUAUGCCAGAGUGUUGGAGAACCAAGAACCCUCUACUUCAGUCACCAGUAUAAGAUGCACUGACUUGGACGAGGGGGUGAAUGCUGAAGUCAUAUAUGCCAUAUCUAAAGGUGAUAGCCAAAGGUUUUCAAUUAAUCCAAGCACAGGACUGAUAACUACAUCAGUGAAACUGAACAGAGAGCAACGGUCGACAUACAGCCUUACCAUCACGGCCAAAGACAAAGGGGAAGUAAGCCGGACUGCCGAAACAUCAGCCGUCGUCCAUAUAAUAGUGGCAGACCAAAACGACGAAAUUCCUGUCUUCUCUGGCAAACAUUACGCAUUCAGCAUCCAAGAGGAUGGGGAUGGACAGCCAGUACAGACUGGGAAAAAGGUUGGCAAUGUGACGGCCACCACACUGGACACAGUGGGGAUUAUCUAUGAUAUUGUUGACGGGGAUCCUCAAAACAUCUUCACCAUCAACUCCAUGUCUGGUGUAAUCACACGUAGCAAAAAGGUAGAUCGUGAAGUUGAAGCUGUGUACAAUCUUGUAGUCAUCGCAACAGGUGGUAUCAUGUUUAGUUCAACUGUUGUAACUGUCAUGGUGGAGGACCUGAAUGACAACUCCCCAAUCUUCCCUAGUGAAAGUAUGGACGUAAGUGUUUUAGAAAAUGCUGGAAUUGGGUAUGAAGUGGUUUUGGCCAAAGCUACAGAUCAAGAUGAUGGCCCAAACUCACAAAUCAGUUAUACUCUUCAAUCGGAUGCUGGUAAUACGUUUUCAAUCCGUCCUGAAUCGGGAAUUAUCUAUGUAGCAAAACCCCUGGAUGUCUCUGUGAAGAAGGAGUACUCAAUGGUGGUGACUGCCUCUGAUGCUGGAACACCAAGAAAGACGGCAACAAUGGCUGUCCGCAUUCAUGUAGAAGAUGUUAAUGAUCAUACCCCAACAUUCUCCUAUCAGAACUAUGAGGUGUCCCUUCUUGAAUCUCGACCAGUUAAUAACCGGUUUUUUAACCUCACUGCAACUGAUAAUGACUAUGGACGCAACAGUCAAAUUGUGUACAACAUAACACGGGGCAAUGAUGGCGGCAGUUUCGGUAUAUUCCCUAGCGGCGUUCUGUACGUUGCCCAUCCCCUUGACCGAGAGACCAGAGACUUUUAUCGGUUGACAGUAUCUGCUGUAGACCAUGGUGAAAUUCCCCGUAGUUCUUCCAUGAACAUUACUGUGCACAUAUUGGAUGCUAAUGAUAAUAAGCCGUUGUUUUUGAACACCACAUACACUUUGUUUGUGGAAGAGACCAAGCCCGCCAGGACACUGAUAGGAUCUGUUAGCGCCCGAGAUAACGACAUUGGCAGAAACGCUGAAAUUUCCUAUUCUAUGGCAGUCGAAAGUCACAACUUUUCCAUUAACCUGCAGACUGGAGAAAUAUCUACUCUGGUUUCGUUUGACAGGGAAAAACUGAUGGAAUGGUCAGGAAGGGAUUAUGUUACAUUUGACAUUGUGGCUAUGGACAACGGCAUAACAAGAUUGGAAGAUCGUGCCACGGUGAAUGUGUAUGUUACUGAUGUAAACGACAAUGCACCUGUUUUCAGUAAGGCAAUGUACAGUAUACCUCUACAUGAACAGGCCCCUGUGAACAGCCAGGUGUUGAAGGUGAGUGCGAGUGAUGCUGACAUUGGCCUCAACAGCUACAUAUCCUACAGCCUUGUGUCAGGUGAUGGGUUGGAUAAAUUCAGUAUUGAUACGGCCUCAGGUGUGAUUAUCCUUACCAGCCGAAUUGAUCGAGAAACAAAAGACAUGUAUCACCUGACAGUUCUGGCAAGUGACAAUGGGAAGAAACGCCAGAAUAGUGCAACUGCCUUAGUCAGGAUCUCUGUGGUUGACGACAAUGACAACUUCCCCCAGUUUGUGCAAACACUUCUGGAAACCCACCUGAUUGAAACAACUGCACCUGGCAAAGUGAUCACGCAGUUUGUGGCUAGCGACAGCGAUAUUGCCAACAAUGCUGCCAUUUCUUACACAAUCACCAGUGGAAACUCCACAGGGACCUUCAGCCUGGAUUCCACAACUGGUAAACUGUACUUGGACAAGCCUUUGGACUUCGAGUCCCAGCAAACUUUUGCAUUAAAUAUUACAGCGGAAGAUUUCGGAAGUCCAAGACUUUCGUCAUUUAUCAGGUUCAUUGUCAACGUGGAUGAUUAUAAUGAUAAUGCACCUGUAUUUCCUCCUGGCCCUAUUUUGAGGAAGGUGACUGAAGGACCAUCAGUCCAGUCUCCAGUUGUCAAGGUUACGGCCACCGACUCCGACUCUGGUAUCAACGGUCAGUUGCGAUACUCCAUCACAAGCCAGGACCCUGCUGGAGACCAUUUCAGAAUUGACAGUCAGUCUGGUAUGAUUUAUAUAAGCUCUGAAAUAGACCGUGAGUUCUCAGACCAGUUUAAUAUUACAGUUGUGGCCACAGACAUGGCUGAACCCGCGAGGAUUCGAAAAUCCGCUCGAAAGUCAGUUUUGAUAAUUGUCAAUGAUCGCAACGACAACAGUCCCGAGUUUGUGUCCAUGGCUGCAGUGGGCAUUGCGCCUAAUGCACCUGCUAACACCCAGAUUAUGACGGUGUCUGCCAUGGAUGCAGAUGCUGGUCGUAAUGGUGAGGUUCGAUACCGCCUGGUGACCGCUGAUAGAAGUUUGUUUGCGCUGGAUUCCGAGAGUGGGGUGCUGUACCUGAGUUCUGGACUUCCAUCGCAGCCUUUGUUGCACGAGGUCACAGUUCGUGCAGAGGAUCAAGGUGUGCAAGAUUCGCUCGGUCAAAAUCAUUCCAACAUGAAAAUCACUAUCUUUGUACGUUCUAACCUAGCGAAUGGGCCCAAUUUUGACCAGGCUUCUUUUGGAGGUAGUGUUUUUGAAAACAUGGCUGCCAACACAAACAUCCUUACAGUCAGUGCUUCGUCCACAACACAGUCUCCUGUGAAGUACUACAUCACAAAAAUUGUGUCUAGUGGAAUUUCUCAGCCACAGUAUUUUCAGAUAAAUGAGAAUAGUGGCCAGAUAUCGACCACUAGGCCAUUAGACAGGGAGAAGGGCUUCAGUUUCUUUGAUGUGGAAGUUUACGCUGUGGAAAGUUCUGGCUCUGGACCAAAGACUAGAAGUGUUCAGGUUCAAAUUGAGCUGAAGGACAAAAAUGACACACCUCCCAAAUUCUCCAAGACUGUUUAUUACAUCUCUAUGCCAGAGACCCAAAUGGUGGGCACCAGCGUUACCAAGGUAACCGUGGAGGACAGCGAUGUAAUUGGGGAGGUGACACUAAGUAUUGUGGAAGGAAAUGAUGAUGAUACCUUCAGAAUUGAUGCAUCAGGUGAAAUCACCAACCUGAAGCCGCUGGACAGAGAGCGAAAACCACACCACCAUUUGAGGGUACGAGCCAGCGAUGGCCUGCAGGACUCUCAGGCACUAGUCAGUAUUGAUCUUACCGAUAUCAAUGACCAUGCUCCACAAUUCAAAAAGUCUUCUUUUUCCUUCGACAUCCCGGAAAACACCCCGCUCUCCACAACAGUGGCCAGCGUCCUGGCAACAGACAGUGAUGAGGGAAACAAUGGUCAUGUGACCUAUGUCCUGGCGUCUGAUUGGGGCAGUGAUGUUUUUCAGCUCCACCCAACUCGUGGAACCUUUACUCUGAUUGGCCACUUGGACUUUGAACAGGUCCAGCACUAUAUCCUGACCGUGAAGGCUGUGGAUGGUGGGGAACCUUCCCUCUCCUCCAAUAUCACCUUGUAUAUGAAUGUCCUGGAUGUCAACGACAAUGUGCCUGUAUUUGACCCCAUGUCUUACCAGGGUGAGGUGUGGGAGAACGCCAGUGUCGGUACCAGUAUACUUACCACCAUGGCCACAGAUACAGACUCUGAUGUGAAUGCCAAGAUCUCUUACUCGAUUGAGUCUGGUGAUUUGAUGGGGGAGUUUUCUAUUGGCCCUUCUGACGGGAUCAUUCGCACAGCCAAGAGUCUUGACCGUGAGAGACAGGCCACUUACACCCUACAGGUGAUGGCCAAAGACCAGGCCAGUCCAAGCUCUGACAGGCUCAACUCAACAGCAGAGGUGAUCAUCCAUGUGAGAGAUGUGAACGAUGAAGCGCCGGUGUUUGUGUCUGCUAACAUUACCUGGGUGAAGGAGAAUACCGAGAUUGGGGAGGGAGUGUUCACUGUGUCAGCCAUAGAUCUGGACUCCCAGUACAACGGCCAGGUGGAGUACACACUCGUGACAACCAAUGCUCCGUUCACACUGGGACCUUCGGACGGCAUUUUGAGACCAAGGAUACUGAUUGACCGGGAGGCGAACGCCGAGUAUCAGCUGAUCAUACGUGCCUCCGAUAAAGGAUCACGAGUCCUCUCUGCGACAGCGCAGCUUAGGGUCAUGAUAGAGGAUGUCAAUGACAACGACCCGACCUUUGACCCCCGAAAUUACCAGAAAACUAUCAGUGAGGACAUCGGUGUCGGCACUAGUCUCCUUCAGGUGACGGCCACAGACAGAGAUCACGGCUUCAACGGAGUUGUCCGCUAUUUUAUCGUUGAAGGGGAUGAUAAUAUGGACUUUUCCAUGGACCAGAGCAGCGGAACUCUGCGUGUCCAGAAAUCAUUGGAUUACGAGCGCAAGAGUUCCUAUGUGCUGAAGAUCCAAGCCGAGGACAGUGGUGUUUUGGUACGCUACGACACUGCUACUGUCACCAUUGGAAUCACCGACGUCAAUGACAAUGCACCAGUCUUUUUCCAUUCCCCGUACUAUGCAUACGUUCAGGAAAAUUUGCGAAACUUGCCAGUUCAUGCGAUUCGUGUCAGCGCUCAUGAUGAGGAUUCCGAACCUAAUGGUCAGGUGACCUACACGUUGCGAGAUGGAGACCGACAGAAGUUCAACAUCGACAGCGCGUCAGGGGAGGUUACUGUGCACCAGACGCUGGAUAGAGAAGCCACUGCUGAUUAUCUUCUGGUUGUCAUAGCAACAGAUUCCGCCAGCGGGGUGUUACCAGGUACACCACCGCUGACUGGUACAGGCACUAUCAAAGUCAUCGUUCAGGAUGACAACGACAACACACCUACGUUUCAGCACCAGGAUUACUUCGGGUCAGUUCUUGAGAAUCUUGACAAGUACACAGCCGUGAUGCAGGUCAAGGCCAGUGAUGACGACGAGGGAAUGAAUGCAGAGAUAAGGUACAGUUUAGAGGAUAGUGCCGACAACCGCUUCACAAUAGAUCCCACCACAGGAACUAUUAUCACAAUGACUUCUCUGGACAGGGAAGACCAGGAUCAUUAUAACCUGGUUGUCAUAGCAAAAGACAGUGGCCUUGACCCCCGCAUGGCAACAACAAAGGUCACUAUAGAGGUGGAUGAUGCCAAUGACAAUCGGCCCCAAUUCGAAAAACCUCAGUAUUCACAGACCAUCCUUGACCCUACCGAACCAGGAAAUUUUGUUCUUGGUGUGACUGCCGUCGAUAAAGAUUCUGGACCAAACGGUAAAGUCCAGUAUGUGCUGAUAGGUCAGGACAGUGACAACUUCCAGCUGGAUCCGACCAAUGGCAUUAUAACAGCAAAGUCUCGCCUCACUGGGCGCAGCAGUGGAAAGACCUAUAGAUUUCAAGUCAGGGCCUCAGAUAUGGCUGAGAGUCCCCAGAGUGACCAGACCACAGUAAUAGUGCAGUUCUCCAGCGGUUCACCCAGUGCCAGACCACGGUUCACCUCAGAAACCACCGCACCACCACUGCUGGAAUCGGUCAGCAUCGGACAAUCUGUGAAGACAGUCACAGCAACAUCUACUCGCUCAUCUGUCAUCAAUUACUUCAUUGCUGGCGGUAAUGUUGGGAAGGUAUUCUUAGUGAAUCCCAAGACUGGGAAGGUUACUGUUGCCAAGAAGCUGGACUAUGAACUGACGCAUCGCUACAACUUGUGGAUUGAAGCAAGAGAUCUGGGCAAUCCUACCAUCUCCCAGUACCAGCCACUGGUUAUUGACAUCAGGGAUGUGAAUGACAAUGUGCCUCGCUUUGCCCAUCAGUACUAUAAUGUCUCCAUAGCUGAAGACCGUGGCGAUCGACCAUCCAAUCUAAAACGGCCGGUCCUGAGAGUCUCCGCAACAGACCAAGAUUCAGGAGAAAAUGGCCGCAUUGUGUUCAGCAUUUCCCGAGGAAACAUUGGCAAUGCUUUCCAGAUCAAUCCUGGAACGGGUGAGAUCAAAACCAAUGGGAAGAUUGACAGGGAAACUGUUGCUCAUUACUCCCUCCAGGUGGAGGCUGCUGAUCAGAGUACAACACAAAGAAACACAGCCUCGGCUUCUAUUGAUGUGUACAUUGAGGAUGUCAAUGACAACCCACCUCAGUUCACGCGGCAGUCUGCCGUCAGCAUCCCGGAGAACACUGAGGUCGGAGCGUUCAUUUUGCGUGCAACCUCCACGGACAACGACAUCGGGGAAAAUGCUCGGGUUAUCUACAGCCUGGGACAGAAUCCCGGGGGAAAGUUUCGCAUUGAUCCCGACAGCGGAAAUAUCACUGUAAAUGGUGAGCUAGAUGCGGAGGUCAAGAAUGUCUACAACAUCGAGGUCGUGGCCACUGACCUCGCCUACAGACCAUCAACUCCAGUCACUAUCACCAUACAGGAUGUCAACGACAAUGCCCCUGUAUUCAACAAGUCUGUCUUCCACUUCAACUUCAAUGAGGGCCAGAACAACAAUGCUUUCGUAGGUCGCGUCUUUGCAAAGGACAAUGACAUCACUGCGCCAAACAACCAGUUUUACUUCACCCUUGAGAGACCAUCGGCCAUUUUCCACCUGGACACCAACAUGGGGAACAUCUUUUCCCUGAAGUCUCUGUCGUUCGUCCCGCCAUUCCAAAGUCCGCCUUCAUCAAAUCAUUAUGAACUCGACAUUCUAGCAACUGACCUUGGAGUCCCACCCAAGGUGUCAAAGGCCAAGGUUAUUAUCAGCGUGGUUGAUGCCAAUGACAAUGCACCAGUAUUCGAGAAGCCUUCAUAUUUUUCGGCUGUUGAAGAAAAUGUGAAAGCCCAGGAGAUUGUUUUGUACUUGAAAGCAAGUGACAAGUUGGAUUACGGUGUGAAUGCAGAAGUGAUGUACUUCAAAGAUGGUGGCAAUGGUUCCAGUCUGUUUGAUGUUGAUCCAGAAACAGGUGCACUAAGUGUGUCAAGGUCACUGAGUGGCUUGCAGAACAGAGACCUGUAUGUUGUGGUCAAGGCACAGGACAAGGGGAAUCCCCCCAAAUCCACCUCUGUAGAUGUCCACCUCAGUGUUACAGGGGCUAACCAGAACUCGCCAAGUUUCAGCACCACCACAAAGCUGGAGAGUACUCUUCCCGAAAAUGUUUCCAUUGGUUCUACAGUGACCACCGUACAAGCUUCGGACAGAGAUCAAGGCCUUAACGGAGAGGUGAUGUAUUAUAUCACAGGAGGGAAUGACCGUGGCCUCUUCAGCAUUGACCACAAGUCUGGUGUUGUGACCGUGGCUAAAUCGUUGGACUUCGAUACUACGCCCGUUCACCACAUCAACAUUACUGCCAGAGACAGAGCUUUUCGUUCACGGGAGACAACUCUGGUCUUCAAACUUAGUUUGAUGGAUGUCAACGACAACCCACCUAUGUUCAAUCAGUCGCAGUACGACGCACACAUUCAGGAGAACUCCGCCAACGGUACCUGGGUGUUCAGGGCACAUGCAUUAGAUAAGGACAGCAGCACAAAUGCAGUCAUCGAGUACUCCAUCAUCAGUGACACGGAUGCCCGAACUAUGUUCACCAUCGAAUCACGCAGUGGCAUCAUUCGCCUCUUCGGCAGCUUGGAUUAUGAGGUGCGUAAGGAGUACACCAUGACCGUGUUGGCGCAUAAUCGUGGGGCGGACAACCUGCGUAACACGACAACGAUUGUUGUUCAUGUGACUGGGCAGAAUGAGUUCGUGCCACACUUCAGGCGAUCCCUGUACGAGUUCACCGCCAGUAAGUCUGCUUCUCAUGGAACUCCAGUGGGGUCGGUGUCUGCGACGGACAAUGAUCACGGGGAAGAUGGAAUUGUCUAUUACUUUCUGGUCGGAGCGAGUAACCUUAGAGGAUUCAAGAUUGACAUGAAGACAGGUGAUAUCACAGUGUCUGGAACAUUAGCCGGAGUGCCUUCUUCUGUCAUCAGCCUGAACGUUCUGGCUAAAAACUGGGGAAGCAUUCAAGGAAACGACACAGACAAGUGUGUGGUGCGUAUCAACAUUCAGGAGAGUCCAUCCCAGCCGUGCGGUGACUACUAUUGUCAAAACGGCGGCCAGUGCAUCAAGGCUGGCGGAGACACAGUAUGCAAUUGUCCCUCAACAUGGACAGGUCCAAGCUGUAGCAUUGACGUCAAUGAAUGCGACCACAGCCCUUGCAAGAAUGGGGGAACCUGUCACAACACUGAAGGGUCGUUUUACUGUAACUGUCUCGGCAACCAGGGUGGAGACUUGUGUGACGGCUCGCAAAAUUUCUGCCAGCCACAGCCCUGUCUCAAUGGCGGCACGUGCCAAAGCGACACCUCAGGAUACGUCUGUAAAUGCAGCUUUGGAUUCUGGGGCAAGGAGUGCGAGCGGAGUGCCUACAGCUUUGCCGAGACCUCCUACCUUGAGACGUCAUCAUUGGACACCUACCAGAAUCAGCUCUCUGUGUACUUUGCCACAGUCCAGAGCCAUGCUCUACUCCUAUUCAACCCGGGCAGUUCUCUGGCAGAGUUCCUGGCCCUUGAGAUCGUAAGUGGUAAAGUUCGUUUUUCUUACGCCGUGAACGGUGCAGUGGCUCCCACCAGAUUAGAAGUGCCUGUGGAUGUGUCAGACGGCAGGUGGUACAAAGUUCAGGCCAACAGAGGACAACAGACAAGCUCUUUGAAGGUGACCUUGUGUCCAAACUCUGGAUUUGAUUGUGAGGAUUGCCGUAAUGGAGACUCGACCUGCCAUGCCACAGCUCUGUCAUCAGGAUUAUUUCAUGCUGGGGGUAACAAAUUGUCGGUUUGUGGAGUGCGUAACUUUAACCACAUCCUGGAGCGUGCCGGCAAGGUGGAAACCUUUAACUUCAUUGGCUGUAUGAGAAGUGUUGAGGUCGAAGGUCAGGACAUUCUCCUGCCUAUCAACAUUGACCGUGAUGGCCAGGCGGUAACUCCCGGGUGUGGGAGAGCUUCCAGUGAACAGUGUGGAUCGGUUUCGUGCAGUGAUCGUGGAGUCUGUGUGGAUGAAUGGACCUCUGUUCGCUGUGUCUGUAACAAGGGCUAUGCCGGAGAGCAGUGUGAACAUGAUUGGAAACCCAUCAGCUUUGGCAGUAAUUUGGUGGUCAGUUACAAAGUGAGGGAAAGUUACCGACGACAGCAGUUACUGACCAAUGCCAUCCAGGGGUCAAGGAGAAGACGUGCUGCUGACCAGAACAGUCUGUCUGUCCGCUUCAUGACCAGUGCCUUGUCCGGCCUUCUAGUUUACGCUUCUGGUUUGGAGAAGUUUGGAGCCCUGCAUGUCCAGAAUGGAGGAGUGGUGUUUACAUACAAAGUCCCUGGAUAUGGGGAGGAGUUGAUCAGAGCUGAAGGGGUAGAGGUGACCAACGGGGAAUGGCACGAGGCCAAGGUUGCUCUGACAGGUGAUAUGUUUGAGUUGAGUGUUGAUGGUUCAGUGAAGAACACAUCUCACCCUGCUCUACCUUAUGAUCUCACCGGUGCAGAUAUGCUGAAGCUCUCACUAGGGGGAGCCCCAAGCACAUUCCUCGUGGACAGACAAAAGGCAGAAGGUUUUACUGGAUGUAUUGAGGAAUUUCUGAUGGAUGGAGAGUUGCUUCCCUUUAGUGGACAGACAGAUAGGUUUACCAUAGAAGUGAAUGGUGAUAACCAAUCAUCAGACAACAGUUGUCCCGGAGCGGGGUGUCCAGACUCCUCUGUGUGUGCCGCAGCCAAGGAGAACCCUGGCGGUCUUAACAUUGGAAUCAUCAUUGUCAUUGUUUUCUUCGCUGUCCUCAUUAUCGUCAUCAUCAUUGUGUUUGUGGUGUUUCGUCGCCGUGGGAUGCUAUGCUGGAAAUCCAAGCUAUCUGAUGAUGGCCGUGUCAAGCAGAAUGGUACAACAGGUGUCAAGCACGGCAACGACACAGGUGGUAAUCGUAGUCAGGAUUCUGGUUACUCCGGGGAUAAUAACGAACUUACCGAUGAGGCCAUCAUCCGUAAUCACAUUACAGAAGAGCUCACAAUGACACAGAGCCGAAAACGCGGAGCGGAUAACUCUGAUCUUCCGCGGCCAGAUAUCAUAGGAUCUGAUGGACGUGUCACUAUGCCCUUGCCGCUGGAGAUCGAUGACGGCACAGUUAUCAUUGAGAAUGGAGAUCUGUCCCACAUCCCUCAUGCCAGUGAGGACGUCCCCGAGCACUAUGACCUUGAGAAUGCCAGCAGCAUUGCGCCAUCAGACAUUGACGUGGUCACACAUUACAAGGGCUUUCGUGAUGGCAAAGUCCACAAGUACAAGACGAACCCACACGUGCCUAACUACCACAAACAUCAGCAAUCGAAGUAUCCGUCCGGGGCGCGUAGCAGUCCCAUGGCCCACUCAGUGGGCGGUCAGUCUCGUGGUAGCCCAGGGUUUCCAAACCACCCGACUGUGGGAAUCUUGGGGAGUAGCUCCGCCAGGAACAGCCCACUGACCAUGAACAAUCUUGCUCGCAGUAGUCCUGCUCCACAAAGUGCAAGGACCACACCGUUAAAUCCACUCUCCAGGCCUAACAUAGCUUCUAGUCCACACAGCCGCAGCACACCGCUCUCACCAGGCAGAAGGACAGACUCUGAGCACAGUAUCAGCUCUAGUUCCACAGGGCACCAUCACCCCAAGGGUCCAGGGUCUCGUAGCAGGCCUGGCAGCAAAUCAUCCGACCCUUACCGUAUAUACCCAAGUAAACCUCCACCUUUCAAAGGUCUCACAGUGGAAGAGGUUGACCGGUUAAAUGCUCGUCCACGGGGAAAUAGCCCUGUUAGCAUGUUGGAUGCUGUGUCUUCAACCAGCGACGAUAAUGUCAUGUUCAAGUUGAAGGGGUCACAUCAGCCUCCGCCUCAGUGCACCUUGUUGGAGCCACCAGACUCCACUACUGACGAGAGUGCCAAUGACUCUUUCACAUGUUCGGAGUUUGAGUACGACAACGACAAAGUGCGUAAUGACUUUGAUCCCGGCAUGAUGAUCUUCUCCAAACUGACCGAGGUGGAGAAUGAGAAUGAUGACCAUUCUCCAGAGUCCCGCGGAUUUGGCGAGGAUGGCCGGGACUCGAGAGGUGACUCAUACAGCACUCUCCCCUCCUCUGAGGAGGAUCGCUUCAGGCCACAAAAACCACUCAGUGGCACUUUUAACUGGGACUAUUUGCUGAACUGGGGCCCAAGUUUUGAGAAACUUGUGGGUGUGUUCAAAGACAUUGCUCUGUUGCCAGAUGCAGAAAGUGCAUCUGAGCCGCAGGACCUCAGCGCUUCGGGAAAACCCAAUCAAGAGGAGUACGUAUGACAAUUACCAUAUGUCUAGUGCGGCAGUAUUGCUGGGGUGCUGGGGAUAUACAGGUUUAAACUGGUUCAUGCCAGAUCAUACCAGUUGAGUGAGUGUGUAAAUGUGUGAAUGCAAGGAGCUUGGUGUGACUUUGGCAUAAAAUGCUGCUGUUGUGUAUGAGAAUGUGUGAACAGUCAGUUAUCCUAUCCCAGACCCUCCAGUGAUACUGUCUUGUUAGGCAUCUGGUAAGAAACUCGAACAAUCAACAAUUAUGUCAGGAGAUUUUUUUUAUAUCGUCAUUUUGUAUCGCAGAGGAAUAAGAAAUCAUGAAUUUUUUCAAAUUGACUCAUUUAUACGUAUUCCUCAAGAUAAUUUAUUACAGUCCUGCCCAUGCGUUUCAUUGAUAAUUUGUACGUGGUGCAUUCUUGUGAUUAACAUUUAUAUUAUAGAGACUCUAAUAUUUUACCACACCUCAUUAUAUGUGAAUGAGCCACCCUGUAGAUAUUGAUCGUCUCUUAUUUCUCAUGUAUUCUGUACAGUUGUACCGCAUUUUCACUGCCCAUUAGUAAUGGGUUCAUAUAUUUACGACUGUAAAAAAAAAAAAAAAAAAAAAUCUUGAAAGAUGGGUGGCAACUAAACCAUUGUUCUGUUGAGGUCAGUGUCAGUUAAGACAUAUUUGUUUGUUGUAAAAUGCUUCAUGCUGGUUUGUUUGGACUUCUAGUUUAGUCUAUCUUGAUCAGUUAACAAAAAAAGUGAGCUUGUAUUAUUGCUCUGGGUUAAUUUUGGAUACUUCUCAGAAUUCAUAGAGGAUCUGGAGCAGUUCAUUCAAAAGCAAGGAGAAAAGAUCUGAAAUAUCUUGGUAAUAUAUGUGACAUGACUGUUUCGUCAGUGUUCAUCAAGGGCUGUAUUCUCAUAUGUUUUAGUUUUACAGGUGUGUCUGGUGUUAUUGGGACAUUUUUUACAAAACUGUAUGCAAAUAUUCCUACAUUUAUAACAUUGUGCAUUUGGACUAUUCGGAUGAGAUGAUUCUCACAUGUGCAGAAGACUACUCGGGCAUGGAUUUGUGGCGGACAAAACUCUGGAGUGAAUAAACAUGAUUAAAAGCUUCUGUCUUCACAUCAAAAUUUCAAAGACACUGAAAUAAUCGUGACAGUAAUUUUGGGAAAUGCUCACUUUUAUGGAAGGUUUUGUAAACUCUGUGUUUUUCAGUUAAUAGUUUGUCUUGAAUGUCUCCAUACUGUUUUGUCUGAUAUCAGUUUUUUUUUCAAAGAUCAAUGCAAUGUCUUGUCAUCAGAUAUCCAUACUUCAUCAUAUGAUGGUCUCAAGACUGUCUUGUCAUCAGUGUAUGCCAGUUAUGAUGACCUGUAAGCUCUUUUGUCAUCAGAUAUCAGUAGUUCAUGAAAAUAUAUACACCGUCUUCUCAUCGGAUAUCAGGGUUUUUAUGGUUACAGCAAAUAAGUGAAUGAAAGUCUCUGAAAGCGAAAGUGAAAGCGUCAGACAUCUAAAGUGCAGUGUGUUUGUUGUAUGGGUGUAUGUGUAGAUCUAGUGAAACUGUGAUGAGAUUUUGUGUACUACUUAAGUGUGAAAGGUGUAACCUCUGUGAAUGGAGCUAGGUGUCUGGGUGUGCUAAGCCAUCGCCAUAUAUACUCAUACUUUUAUAUGUGUAAGAUAUUCUUGUAUACUAGGUAUACCAUUAAGAUUUAUAAUCUUCAUUCACAUGUACCUUCCUCCAGCAAUUGAUUUUGUAAGUUAUAUAGCAAAUUUUGUACAGGAGAAAUAAAAAGCCAUUGUAUAAUAUCCUUUUAUAUGCAUUGUAUUAAAUCCAUCCAUUUUAUUAAAAA